AUGCUGAGCAUCCCGACGCCGACGACGUCCGUGCGGUCCAUCAUCCAUUUCGCGUCCUUGCUGUCGUUCCAGGGCGGGCUGACCGUCCCGGCGUAUGCGGCGGCUAAAGGGGGCAUUGCGCAGCUUGUCAAGGCGUUCUCGAAUGAAUGGAGCGCGAGGGGUGUCAGAGUCAACGCGGUCGUACCUGGGUAUAUCAAGACGGAUAUGAAUUCUGCACUUCUUGCGAACCCUACGAGACUUAGGCAGAUCAGCGAGCGCAUCCCUGCCGGGCGAUGGGGCGACCCUGCCGAUUUUGCAGGUGUGGUCGUGUUCCUCGCGAGCAAGGCGAGCUUGUACGUCUGCGGAGAGCUCGUCGUUGUCGAUGGUCCUUUUUCGAGGGUCCCCUCGCAGUUACCUGGACGGACGGGAAGGGGUAGUGAUUUGUUAUGCAUAUACACUACUCUCACGGAGUUGGCGAUUGAUGGCGGCCCGCUUCUCCGUGGAUGGAUGGGUCGGUAA
Psilocybe cubensis is the source of this 498-nucleotide messenger RNA. RefSeq lists its product as uncharacterized. The record is from RefSeq and is a predicted model, not a curated record. NCBI's taxonomy places the organism in Eukaryota, Fungi, Basidiomycota, Agaricomycetes, Agaricales, Agrocybaceae. The transcript has 4 exons. Gene Ontology annotation, molecular function: oxidoreductase activity, acting on the CH-OH group of donors, NAD or NADP as acceptor. The coding region runs from base 1 to 498 and encodes 165 amino acids.